Hemibagrus wyckioides is the source of this 4580-nucleotide messenger RNA. It is a transcript of the gene l3mbtl1b, whose product is annotated as L3MBTL histone methyl-lysine binding protein 1b. The record is from RefSeq and is a predicted model, not a curated record. The coding region runs from base 873 to 3410 and encodes 845 amino acids. The transcript is spliced from 22 exons. Gene Ontology annotation, cellular component: nucleus. Lineage: Eukaryota; Metazoa; Chordata; Actinopteri; Siluriformes; Bagridae. Gene Ontology annotation, biological process: regulation of DNA-templated transcription. Gene Ontology annotation, molecular function: zinc ion binding; protein binding.
UUCAAUAGUUUAAACGUGUCGGCCGCCCUUUGCUAUUCUCCGCCAUUUUGUAUCAGGCGAAUGCUAAUAAUGGGCGCUCGCGCAUUGCACUUUAUUUAUGGAUGGAAAUAAAAUUCCUUUAUCACUUGGACUGGAGAAACAAACAUCUUGAACAAGUCGAACAGAGCCUCGGCUUGUGUACGGGUGCGUUGUCACUGUGUGGACAGCUGACUGGAGUCGGGUUUGAUUUAAAGUAAACGAUGGGUUAAGAACGUUAUUACAGUGUUACCCACACUACACGCAUGUUAACACGCGCAAACGUCCAGUUUUCUCCUGGAAAACAUAACGGGCUGUGAUUUCCCCUUUUACUGAAGCCACACAACUAUGUGGACAUCACUGAACCGUGGAUUUCCACGAGAUUAUUUCAAAACAACGUAAAGCUGAACUUGUUCCUCUAACUUUUAUUUUACUCCCUCCCUUCAGUUUCGGAUGGCCUGAAUGCCACCGUGGCAUCGGGAAGAGUUUAUUUUCAGCCGUGUUUCUGGACAAAUUGUUCCGUAAACAAUUAUAAAUCCAUGUUUUAUCCGUAUUUAAGUGCUUGGUGCAAUCAAACCCGGCCGCGAGUCGCCCCCUGGCGGAAGAGCGCUGUACAGCAGAUAACGCGCAGCUUAUUUCGUAAGCCGAGUUGCGGGCGUCUCGCUGUCUCUGAUUUAGGAACAAGGUCUUGUGCAUGUUGGUGAUCCUCUACGAUCCUAAAGCCUGACAGAAUGAUAAUCGGUCACUUCGUGAAGUAGAGACGAAUAGAGACCACGGUUGUACAGAGGGAUGAUUAUUAGGCCUGUAAUUAAACUGGUAUUUUUAAUCGAGCUAUUCCUAGGUGUGAAAAGGGGAAAAUGACAGACACACCUGCCAGCAAUAGCUCAGCCUCAGGAGCAGAAUUUGACAUGAUGGCUGCUCUUGAUUGGAAGGAUGGCAUCGCUACGUUACCUGGCAGUAAUAUCCGGUUCCGGAUGACAGAAUUUGGGACGCUUGAGAUCGUAACAGAUCCAGAGCCUAAAGACAAAGAAGAGGAGUCUCCAUGCCUACAGCCGGAGUCUACACCCUCUAACGGCUCGUCAGAGCCACCCAGUCAUUCGAACCAGUCAGAAACAGCAACACCACGUACAUGUGAUGUGGCUCCAUCUGGACUGCAGACACAGACAGGUAGCUCCAGCACAACGAGCGCCAACAGAGAGGAUCGCCCCAAUGUAGAGAUGGUCAGCUGCAAGUCCUGUGGCCACUCAGGUUCCCGGGAGUCUUUUCUCCAGGGGAAAUUCUGCAGUUCUGGCUGUGUACAGCCCAGUAGUGGAAGGUCAACACCAGGUGAUACCGGAGAAGGUGAGCGUUUAGGUAAGCGAAUUCGAAAGAAGAAGAAGAUGUUCAUGGAGUCUGAGGAUGAUGAGGAGGACAAUAUCGAGGAAGAAGAGGAGAAGUUUAGAGUCUCAAAAGGCAGAAAAGCAGCCAAACUUGCCAGAUUGGUAACCGCCGCUCCUGCGAAGAAGAAGGCUUGGAGCUGGCCGGCCUUUCUAGAGGAAGAGAAAGCUGUGGCUGCCCCCUUAAAAUUAUUUAAAGAGCACCAGGCUUUUCCUCAGAGCAGGAAUGCCUUUAAGGUUGGAAUGAAGUUGGAGGGCCUGGACCCCUGCCAUCCUGCUUUCUUCUGUGUGCUCACUGUGGCGGAGGUCCAGGGUUACAGAACAAGACUUCAUUUUGAUGGUUAUCCAGAGUGCUAUGACUUCUGGGUCAAUGCCGAUUCGUGGGAUGUGAAACCACCAGGCUGGUGUGAGAAGAUGGGCCUCAAGCUGCUGCUGCCCAAAGGUUGCAAAGAUGGAGAAUUUAAUUGGAACACUUAUGUAAAGAAUUGUAGAGGCCAACUGGCACCCAAACAUUGCUUCAAAAGUCUUAAUACCUCAGUGACCCCCUCAGGCUUUCGUGCUGGGAUGAAGCUAGAGGCCGUCGACAGGAAAAACCCAUCUCUAAUCUGUGUAGCUACAAUAUCCGCCGUUGUGGAUAACCGCCUCCUCAUCCACUUUGAUAACUGGGAUGAUACAUAUGAUUACUGGUGUGAUGCCAGCAGUCCGUAUAUACAUCCAGUUGGGUAUUGUGAGGAAACGGAGUUAACCCUGACCACACCUGCAGAAAAGCUUCUCAGAACACACAUCACAUCGAAUGCGGUGGAGGAGCAAGCUCAAGUUCUACUUCUGUCAGCUAAGAGCAGCCACAGCUGUCGCCGGCACAUACUGACCAAAAUAGGACUGAUGAAGAUUGGAAAAAGACCAGGUGAUCAUCAGCUGUCCGGUUUUGAUGAGCUCAUGUUCUUGCCUGGCAGGAGUGGAACCCGCUGUGGUCUUCCACCUCAAGAGUAUAAGCAACCAAACAGUUUCUCAUGGGAGAAAUACCUGGAAGAGACCGGAACCCAAGCAGCACCUGCUAGAGCCUUCAAACAGAGACCUCCACAUGGCUUUCAGCUGGGGAUGAAGGUGGAGGCAGUGGACAAACGCAACCCCAUGCUCAUCCGCGUUACCACAAUAUCAGACACAGAGGACCACAGGGUCAAGAUCCAUUUUGAUGGUUGGAGCGAUGAAUACGAUUACUGGGUGGAUGCCGAUAGCCCCGAUCUGCAUCCUGUCGGAUGGUGUCAAAAGACUGGUCAUCCUUUGCAGAACCCCAGUAGUUCUAGUGAUCCCCAGGUCCCUCCAGGACAAGGCUGCCCUACUUCAGGAUGCAAUGGGGUUGGACACAUUAAAGGACCUCGCUAUGGAACACAUUACACGGCUGUUAGCUGUCCCUACUCUGAGCUGAAUCUGAAUAAGGAGGGGCUGCUGCCCGACAGGCUGAGCGGAGAGAGGCCAGUGACACUGAGUGGACCUACACGGCACAGGCGCACAGAAUCGGUCACACAGACUCCCUCAGCCACACCCACACCCACACCUACACCUACGGGCAGCAAUCCUGAAUCCAAUGAAAACAUGGACAACCCUUCACCAACCAAGACUGCCACUGCAGCCAAGUGCACUAAACCGAAUCAGGUGAAGAAUGAAGGAAAUGGAAAAGUUGACUCUCUGCAGCAGUUCUUGCAUGACUCUGUGUUCUGUGGCUGGGAGCCACCCAAAUUUCAGCAUUGCUGGGAGAAACAUGGCAAGCUGUUACCUGAAGCACUGGGUCUCAGUGCAAAGACAGUGGCCAAGUGGAGCACAGACGAGGUUGCCGGUUUUGUGAGAAAGCUACCAGGCUGCAGGGAGCAUGCUGCCAUUUUCAGGAAUGAACAGAUUGAUGGUGAAGCCUUCCUCCUCCUCACCCAGUCUGAUAUUGUAAAGAUCCUAAGUAUCAAGCUGGGCCCUGCUCUGAAAAUCUAUAACUGCAUUCUUAUGCUGAGGAGCGUAGAUGAGGAAUAGUGUGCUUAUGCCCUGAACGCCUGCCUUUUAGUGCUUCUGUACUUUUCAGUAACCACAAGGCAAUCUUUUUUUUUUUUUUUCCUUUCUUUUAUUAUUUUUAAAAAAAAUCUUUCCCAACUAUAUGACUCAUCUUUGCAGUGGUGAUAAAGUCCACAUUGUAUGUAGUCACUGAGGUUGCCCUAUGAUGAGCAAGUACUUGAGAAAAUUGAACAGACUGGAAUUUUAUCUGCUUAAAAGCAGUUUUCUGUGAUUGUCCCGUUAUAGAACCGGGCAUCGGAAUGUACAGGUUGGGUCUAAAUAUAAAAGUCUUCGGAGGACUAUGCUGCUAAACAGGCACACAAUCUUCUUUUUCUCCUGUUUUCCUCAUGUGUUUUUCUUCUAUCAUCUGUAUGUAGUCCUAACUGAAGUCUGCUACUUUACUCAAAAGUUAUUUGAUAAUUUGAUUCUUAUUAACUUAUUGUUAAUUUGAUUGUUUUUUUUUUUUUUAUUAUUAUUAACUUUUUGAACUCAAAAGUGCAUGGUUUUGAGGCACUGCAAUAUCAAUGCAUUAUUUAUGAUUUUUAUGGUUACUAAUUGUAUAAAUAAUUGGUUUAUGAAAUGUGAACAAAUUACACAUUGGUGGACCUUUUACUUGAAAUGUACAAAGUAAUUUUUAAAUUGAUGCAAAAAAACAAAACAAAACAGUUUUUGUAUAUGAACCCACAUCACAUCCACAAUAGUCAGGAUGGCUGUAUGUUAAGACCACUAGGAAGAGGCAAAUGCUUGUGGGUGUGGGUGUUCAUGUGGUCGUGUGUGUGUGUGUGUGUGUGUUUAAUCUGGAGAGAAAGAGACCGUGUACAUGUUUUACUUUGCAUCAGGGACUCUAUUAGUUCGGCCACAUCUUAAAAUGAAUGUCUAAUUUGCUAUGUAGUAGUGUCAAAAUUGUGCUUUGUGAUUUCCAUUUAAAAAUUUUGUAAAUUGAUGUACAGUGAAACUGACGUGGCUGUAUUUUGAUCCUUGAGGGUUUGUGUAUGUGAAAGCAAGAGGAACAUAAAGGCAGAUUCCAUUGAAAAUGAGAUAAAAAUGUCAGCAGUAAUUCUCGAGUCUUAACUGAUGGAAUAAAAUAAGCUCCGAGUUGCAGCUUAACACGAGGCAGUCUGUCAGCUUCAUGUUUUUGAAUAUGGAUGGAAU